Messenger RNA from Pomacea canaliculata, 4080 nucleotides. RefSeq names its product N,N'-diacetylchitobiase-like. NCBI's taxonomy places the organism in Eukaryota, Metazoa, Mollusca, Gastropoda, Architaenioglossa, Ampullariidae. Gene Ontology annotation, biological process: carbohydrate metabolic process; glycosaminoglycan metabolic process; ganglioside catabolic process. The coding region runs from base 446 to 3091 and encodes 881 amino acids. The record is from RefSeq and is a predicted model, not a curated record. Gene Ontology annotation, molecular function: polysaccharide binding; beta-N-acetylhexosaminidase activity. The transcript is spliced from 11 exons. Gene Ontology annotation, cellular component: membrane.
CCUUUAGAUAGAUAGAGAGGAAAAAAAAAAAAACCCUGUGAAACAAGUAGCAUUUUUCACUCUUGUGCCUCUAUCUCUGACAUGAAAGAUUUUUUUUUUAAGUUUUGUAAAAAUUACCAUAAAAAUAUUUAGGCCUUAAGUAUUAUGUCAUUCAUGUUUUGUCCUGUCCUUUAAAGAGAGGUUUCAGAAUGUACAUAGAAAUGUGUUUUCAUUAUUUAUGCAUGUGACUUAAUACACAAGCAACUACGUAUGUGCAUGUGCAAUUGUAACUCAGGAAGUGUAAUCAGUUACAAAAAUAAAGACAGAACAAGUGCUAUAGUUACAACGAAAAGGCAAGAGGUGCAUCAUAGAAAACUUUUUAAAAAAACCCAUAAAUCUUACAUCUAGACCAGCGGUUCUCAACCUUUUACUUGUGACGUCCCCCUGACGAACAAAGACGAGAAAUAUGGAAGACGAAGGAGGUAUUCCACAACUGAAUCAGGAAGAGCUGGAUGAACUGGCAGCCACACUUGAUAUACAAUAUGCAAUAUUAGACAAUCUGACAGGUGGGCACGAUACCUACACCGCUGCUAUCACAAUAGCCAACAAAGGGGAAACACAGUUGCAGUUUGGAAACUGGGCAAUUUAUUUCUCACACAUUCGCAUGAUAGAACCUGAGCAUCUUCCAUGCAAAGGUGGUGUCAAUCUACCAGGUGGACUUAACCUUUGCCAUAUCAAUGGCUGCUUGUUUCAACUCAAGCCCACACCGUUAUUUUUACCUGUGAGAAAGGGGGAAUCCAUAAUCAUUCCCAUUAAAGGACAGUAUUACUCAGUUUCUCGCACUGACAUUUUUCCAAACUGGUACAUUGCUGCUGAUGGUUUAACUCCAAAAGUGAUUGCUUGCACAGCUAAUGAAACCUUGGAUUUUGUAGCUGCAUUUGACAAACCUUGGAAAUGGAAGCGAUUUGACUAUAUUGCAGCAAAUGGCAAAGCACGUUAUGAUUUCUAUGAUCCAUAUUCACCAGACAUAAGGUUCAAGAAGAAUGAUACAGAAGAUUUGGGAAAAGCAGGCAAGCUGGUUUUACCAACACCAGCAAGGAUAUGCAUGACUGAUUCUGAUUCUCCUAAAGAACUUCAGUUUGAUGCAAGAAAAUGGCUUAUUUACAGCGACAUGCUUUUUCAGAAAGAAGCUUCAUACCUUGCAGGUAAGAUAGGAGCAUCAGCUGUCACAACGAACACAUCAGAGCCAUCAACGUGUUCUGUUAUCCUUACUCAAGGAGAUAUAUCAGUAAAUGUUCAUGACAAACACCUGCACAACACUGAAGCAUAUCACCUCCAAGUGGAUGGUCAGAAACAGCAGGUUCAUAUUUCGGCUCGUACAAGUUCCGGCAUUUUCUGGGGCAUUCAGACCCUCUUGAGCAUGACAACCAAUGGAACUUUGCCAGUGGUUUCCAUCCAGGAUGCACCAAGGUUGAGCCAUCGGGGAAAUCAUGUUGAUGUUGCUCGCAAUUUCCACUGCAAAGAAACCAUCAUGCGCCUUCUUGAGGUGAUGGCAUCUUAUAAGCUGAAUGUUUUGCAUCUUCACCUGACAGAUGAUGAAGGUUGGAGAAUACAGAUUCCUGGACUGGAGGAACUUACAGAACACAGCAGCAAGCGGAGCCAUGAUCUCAUGGAGGAGAGCUCCUUGCUUCCCCUUCUAGGGUCAGGUCCAACAGCUUGCCCCCCAGGUUCUGGUUAUUUCACUGUACAGGACUACCAAGAGAUUCUGAUGUUUGCUGCAGAGCGUCACAUUGAAGUCAUUCCAGAGAUUGAUAUGCCAGGUCACUGCCAUGCUGCGAUUCGAGCAAUGCAGGCACGCUAUGCUCGGCUCAAAGCAGCUGGAGAUGAUGUAGCUGCAGAAGAGUAUCUUCUUUCAGACAGGCUGGCUUCUGUUCAUACAGUGCAGUCUGUCCAGAUGUUUAGUGAAAAUUCUCUCAACCCUGGCCUACCGUCCACCUUUCAAUUCAUUCGCAAGGUCAUGCAAGAAAUCCAAGCUUUGCACAAGGAUAUCCAACCCCUGCGUGUUUUCCAUUUAGGUGGGGAUGAAGUUCCUUAUCAAGCAUGGGAGGAAUCACCAGCCUGCAGGUGGCUUAUUGAAACUGGUGAGGUGGCAUCCUUCAAAGACCUUAUGACGUAUUUUGUUUUGAAGGUAGCAGAGAUUGCCAAAGAUCUGUGCUUGUCUGUCAGUGCCUGGCAGGAUGGAAUAGUUUACCAGUGCCAUCCUUUCCCACGCAGUGACUUUCCAAAUAAGGAGGUGUUUGUCUGUGCAUGGAAGAAUGUGUGGGAGACUGGAAGGGCCGGAGAUAUUUUCAAGCUGGCUAAUGCAGCUUACAAGGUCAUCAUGACACCAGGUACUCACAUGUACUUUGAUCACCCUCAAGAACCGGAUCCUGAAGAGCGAGGUCUCUACUGGGCAUGUCGCUACACGGACACACGCAAAGUGUUUGAGUUUGCACCCCAGAAUCUGUUUUCCAAUGCAGACGUCAGACUGACAGGGGAACCUAUCACCUCAGAAGAUUUAAAAGAAAUGUUAUUUGAUCCAGACUUUGAGCCACUGGAAAAACCAGGAAACAUAGUAGGUCUUCAAGGCCAAUUAUGGACAGAGGUGAUACGCACUGCUGAGCAGUUUGACAACAUGGUAUACCCACGCCUGCUGGCUUUGGCAGAGAGAGCCUGGCAUGAAGCCGAGUGGGAGCACCUGUCUCGAGACAACGGACAGCGCAAGAAGGAGCAGGAGGAGGACUGGAGGGAUUUUAGCAACACGCUUGGCUACAAGGAGCUAGGGCGGCUGGAUGCAUGUAGCGUCAAGUACUAUUUGCCUCCCCCAGGAGGAAGGUGUGUCUUUUGCAGACUUUCACAAAAAGGACUGCUAGAGUUGAACUGUCAGAUCCCAGGACUGCCAAUAAUGUACUGUUUCAAUUUAGAAGGAGAUCAAGAUUGGAAGACAUAUUUCAAACCUUUGGAUGUCAGUGGAAGUGAAAUGAUAUAUCUAAGAACAUGUUCUAAUGAUGGCAAGCGUGUUAGUCGUACCAUCAAGAUGAUGCUAGGAAAUAAGGAGUCAGAAUCAAAGUGACUCCUGGACAGUCAAGAGAGAGGACUUAAUGUUUGUAACAGUGGCUUCUUUGUUGCCCUAUAUGAGCAUGCAUACAUGGUGGUCCCACAUACAGAUGUAUACUCUUAUCACCUCAACACAUAGAUCUGCAUGACAUUAAACUAUCAUCACACAACACAGUAAUUGUUAAAAUUCUUUUAAGUAAAGAUCCUGUAAGUCUACCGAUGACUUGCCUGCAGCUGCUUUAUCAUGUUACAGCUUUGUGGUAUUUGAUUAAUUACUUGUUAUAACUGAUUUUUCUUAUUUGUUUAUUGCUCGUGGCUGUGCUUAUCAUGGUUAGGGUCUUGGUCAGAAUUCCACAGUGAACUUGUUUGCUUUAUUUAGAGCCAUGAGCUUCAAAUACAGCUUCUAAAAUAAAUAGUGCUGUUGCUUUAUAUUUGUGAUAAAGGCAUGUAAAUAAAAAUAAUGCAAUUUCUGUAAUUGGACUGAUUGGCUUUACAAUAGCAUAUAUAUAUAUUAUGAAGAUAUGAUGGUUUUGCAGAGUAAUUAGGUUACAAAAUUACAGUAAGUUUGAGACUGUUGCUGACAUUACUUUUAUUUUAAAUUUAUCAAGAAUGCAAGAGAUCAAACUAAAUUACUAAUUGAUGUUUAUGAAUUCACAUCUGACAACAAAAUCACAUUAAUAAAAGAAUGGUGUUUGUAACAACAAUACCCAUGUGUAUUAGUUCUUUUAUAAAUCUGUGCUUGAAUGAACCAGAGAAUUUAUAAAUUUGUAGUUUGACUUUAUUUAAAAAUAAUGGCAUGGCUAUCAACUGUACAAGAAUCCAAAACAUUUGUAAUCACAUAAAACUCUUACCUUGGAAACGAUCACCAUUAGAUAUGACAAUUAAAAAAAGGGCUAGAAUACGCAGCUCUCUGAUCAAAUAAAGUUCUUUCUUCCUUUAUGUGUGCGCGAGGGAAGGAGAAUAUGUGUUGCAUCAAUUUAAAAGAAAACAACAAAAAUACAAAAA